GAAUCUUUGAAAAAAAAAAACCGAAAAUUGUCUAAAGAAGACAUUAAUGAUUUAAUAUCCAUUGACAAUCAGUCACAGAUUAAAAUGUGUUUGGUUGUACUCGGAAAAGAUCCAUUGGAAACGGAAAUCGCUGAACUGUUGUGGAGAGAUUUAGUGAAAGUUUAUACAACAGCAGACGAUAUUCCUGAGGACGAGCUACGGUUGUUAGGAUGGAUAUCGAAAGGAAUACCGGCUCCAGAUUUUAUGAAUUUGUCUUUAACGGAUAUCGAAACAAUAGCAUCAUUUGGAAAAUGGAGAAACUAUUCUAAAGAACAGGUCAUGUCUUUAAAACAAGCGAUUGAAGACCAAUGGAGUUACAAAAGCCCUUCCGAUUUUAGCAGCUACGAUUUGGCGGCUUUAGGUCAUGUUUUGUGCGUGUUCAAUAAAUCACAUAUAGCUGCGAUCAAACCGAUCGCAUACAAGGCAGCGGCGGCUGAUUUAUCAAAUCUCGUUAAUUGUCCGCAUGAGAUCAUAAGAGAAUUUGCCUCACUCGCUACCAGUAGAGACGCGUUCGGUGACCCUUCGGGAUGGACUGCUAUACAGAUAGCGUUAAUCGGAUGUGUAAUCGCCGGUUUGGAUUCURUACGCGAUAUUCAGCCAGACGCAUUCGAAGGAUUGGCCGCGUCUAGUGUGCAAUGUUUACCGAAUAACUUAUUACAGGCGAUGUCAAUUGAACAGCUAUCGCAUUUAUCGUUGUCUGCUGUCAAUGCUCUUACGCAUGCACAGCGUUCGUCAUUAGAUCGCGAACAGAUCACAGCCAUCCAAGAAACGGCCAAGACAUUGGGCUCGGUACUAAUAAACGACGGAUGCUGUUUCGCGAGCCGUACUACUUGGUCGACAGUCACACUAAUCACGUAUUUGCAGUUAUCGACAUUAAUAAUGAUUAAUUAG
This is a messenger RNA of Diuraphis noxia (Russian wheat aphid), 930 nucleotides long. Its product is annotated as otoancorin-like. Gene Ontology annotation, cellular component: cell surface. NCBI's taxonomy places the organism in Eukaryota, Metazoa, Arthropoda, Insecta, Hemiptera, Aphididae. The record is from RefSeq and is a predicted model, not a curated record. Gene Ontology annotation, biological process: cell-matrix adhesion.